Molecule: messenger RNA, 1287 nt
Organism: Saprolegnia diclina VS20
Lineage: Eukaryota; Oomycota; Saprolegniomycetes; Saprolegniales; Saprolegniaceae
Exons: 3
Coding region: 96-1199 (367 amino acids)
Cellular component (GO): membrane
Source: RefSeq, a predicted model, not a curated record
CGGCCAAACCCACCAAUCCGCGCCCACUUUGCCUCCGCGGUUCGAACUACGCACGCAUCGAAGUCCGUAGUUCGUGCGUCAGUCUUUUCGAAGCCAUGGCAAGCCGCAGCGCCGCAGCGCUCGUGGCAGGAACGGCGGCCACGCUCUCGCUCAAGGUGGCGUUCGGCCUUUCCUCGCACAAUGGCGUGGACGUCCAGCCGCUCUUCCAGACCGGCCUUGUCUUUUUAGCGAUGGCAUUGUUGGUGCCCGUCCAUUACAUCUCGACGUGUAAUGGCGAGCGAACGACGAUCGAGAAAGGGGCCUUCUGGCGUCUCUGUCGUCCGGCCGUGAUCGACGUGCUCGCGACGGCGCUCGCGAUGGCCGGCCUCUUGUAUCUCGCGCCCAGCACACACAAGCUCCUCCAGUACAGCGUCAUGCCUCUCGUCGCCUUGCUCAAGUGGCUUCUCAAGAGAGACGACGCGCCCUCGCUCGCGACGCGCGGCCUCGGGCUCUACCUCGUCGCGUUGACAUGCAUCGUCGUCGGUACCGUUUGUAGCGCACCGGCCGCGUCAUCCUCGAUUGCGCGCGGCCUCUUGUUCCUUGGCGCCAGCUGCAUCGUGCAAAGCGUUCUGUUCCUUGUCGACGCCGACGCGUCCGAGCCGCUGCCCCCGCUCCUCGGAAUCGGUGUUCAAGGGCUAUGGGGCUGCCUCUUCAUGGCGCUUCUCGUCUUCCCCGCGGCCUACUGCAUGCCGAUGAGCUCGGGGCUGUAUGAAAACGUCCUUGCCACGGCGCACGGUGUUGCCACGAAUUCGGACCUUCUCGCCGCUGCGCUCGUGACUGUCCUCUCGACGACCACCUUUCACGUCGUCGCUGUCCGCGUGCUUGGAGACCUCGACGAGGUGUACGGGUACGUACUCGCGGUUAGCUUGGCGCCGAGCGUGUGGGCCGUCGGCAUUGUGCUGCAGUACAGCACGAGUCUGCCGGUCGACGAGCCGUGGGCCGGCGUCGCAAGCGUAGUGCAGCUCAGCGGAAUGGCACUCCUCCUCUACGCGACGACCUUGGUACAUAACGAAGCACCCGAGCUGCCGGUUGGCGUCGGGCACCGUGUGUUUGCCUACUCGUCCGGGAGCGCCACCGAGCCGCAUCUCGCACAGCGCCUUGUCGCGUACGGCUCGUUCAAGGCGGCGGACCACAAGACCCGUGGCUCAUUUGUGAUAUAAUGUGAGACUACGAGUCCUCGACAAGUUGCUGGUUGUGCGCUCUAGCAAAGGUAAACGGGGCAAAUAAUUACAGGUGGUUAAGACGCUA